UAUACAACCUCUACGACAACGAUGAGUUGACUCUAAAGUCUUUAAAACAGAAGUCUUUUCGACUAUUAAUUCGUUUACCAUAUCUGAGGGGAAUGGCAGCCAAACAAUUGUCAGAUGCGGACAACACUAUAUCGGAUACAAUCAGAAAAAUAUUUGAUUCACAAGAAUAUAUCACAAAAAUGCCCACAAAUGGACUCCAAUCGGACCAAAUCGUGUCCAAAUUGGAUCAAUACGCUACCAUAGGAAAAGUGGACUGGAUGAAAGGUCGUGCCUCAGGCACCGUCUAUUGCAACGCGGGCGACACAUCCCUCACGAAACUGAUGAGCCGGGUGUUUGACAAGACGGCGUACACCAAUCCCCUACACCCGGACGUCUUCCCCGGUAUCACCAAAAUGGAGGCCGAAAUCGUACGAAUGGUAUGCGAUCUGUACAACGGGUCGGCCGACACGUGCGGAACCCUUACGUGCGGCGGAACGGAGUCUAUAAUACUGGCGGUGAAGGCGGCCCGCGAUUACGGCCGACACACGAAGGGCAUCACUCGCGCCGAAGUGGUGGCGCCCGUCACAGCCCACGCGGCUUUUCAAAAGGCCACACAAAUGCUGGGAAUGAAGAUUAGGUUCAUUGGUGUGGAGCCCAACACCUAUAAGGCCGACCUCAGGGCCAUGAGACGGGCCAUCACCGGUAAUACUGUGAUGUUAGUGGGAUCGGCGUGUAAUUACCCGCACGGUAUGAUCGACGACAUACAGGGUAUCGCAAAAUUAGGACUCAAGCACUGCAUACCCGUCCACGUGGACUGUUGUUUGGGCGGCUUUCUGGUGCCGUUCAUGUCAGCGGCCGGGUAUGCCAUCCCAGCCGUGGACUUCUCAGUGCCCGGUGUGACCAGCAUUUCGGCCGAUACUCACAAAUACGGGUUCGCACCCAAAGGCUCGUCGGUUAUCAUGUAUGCGCACAAGAAGUACCGCAAACACCAGUUCUCGGUGCAGACCGACUGGCCGGGAGGCAUAUACGCCACGCCCACUCUGGCGGGCAGCCGGUGCGGCGCCAAUAUAGCCCUGUGUUGGGCCACUCUAUUGCACUUCGGGGUCGAGGGCUAUGUGUCGGCCACCAAACAGAUCAUCAAAACUCAACGAUACCUGAAGGCAGAGUUGGCUAAAGUGGAGGGCAUUGAGAUUAUGGGCGAUCCGCACAUGUCGGUCAUUGCCAUACGCGCCCAUAGGUUCAACAUAUUCAGGCUCAGUGAUAUCAUGUCGGAAAAGGGUUGGAGUCUAAACCCCCUACAGUUCCCAUCGGCUGUCCACAUAUGCCUGACUCUAAUGCACGCGCAGACAGGUGUGGCCGACGCCUUCCUGUCAGACAUCAAGUCUGUGGUCAUUGAGUGCCUGAAGACACCGGAAGAGAGUGGCGAUGGGUUGGGAGUCAUCUACGGUAUGGCGCAGACACUGCCCGACCGCUCACUCGUUACAGACAUCGCCUCCCAUUAUAUGGACGGCCUCUACACCGCGUGGACUCACAAUCAGAAUCACAAAUAA
Oppiella nova is the source of this 1529-nucleotide messenger RNA. The record is from the annotation of a GenBank genome assembly. NCBI's taxonomy places the organism in Eukaryota, Metazoa, Arthropoda, Arachnida, Sarcoptiformes, Oppiidae.